This is a messenger RNA of Zootermopsis nevadensis, 6712 nucleotides long. RefSeq lists its product as uncharacterized. NCBI's taxonomy places the organism in Eukaryota, Metazoa, Arthropoda, Insecta, Blattodea, Termopsidae. The record is from RefSeq and is a predicted model, not a curated record.
AGCAUUUUAAUGAAAAUAGAUUUGGAUACGCUUGCAAUGUAUGUGAUCGGUUAUGGUUUGAAGAUGAUUUGAAACAAGUUACUGACAGCGAUUUAGAUUUAUUGGGUACGGAGUACGUAUUUACGUCAGACUCUCCGGGACCGUGGUUUCACUGUCAAUUUUUCCCAGUCUUCGGGUCGUUGAAUGUGCCUUGCGGUACUUUCAACUCGUGAAGUGUGUGUGUGCUCAAAUUACCAAAACAGCUCAAACAAAUAGACUGAGAGCGACAGUGUGUCCAAAGUCAAACACCGGGUAAACAAUAUCGAUCUUUCAGUGGAGACGCGUAGCGCGGGGUAACUAGCCAAAAGUGUACAAAAUAAGAUGUUUACAUAACAACACUUGUGACAAGCGACAUCAGAGUAGCGUCUUACUUUACAGGAAGAUAAACGUCGAGUCCCAAGUCAUGCAGCAGUCUUGUUCUCAGCGGUUUCUGCUAGCAGUUGUGUAUCGCGUCUAGCACGGCGUGCCCAGUGUAACAAUGUGAGGUUAAACUUCUCCAAUUACGAAACACAUAGAAACUGUUCAGGCCAUACAAUUACUUAACGGUACUGAAAUAUGAUUGAAUGGGCAUUCUGUUAGCCAGUGCGUAUGCGGUGAUAUUUCCGGUUAUUUAUGCUUGUGUCUGUAAUUAUAUGCAUAAAAAUGACACCUGCAAAAGUGGUUACUGACAACAAUGUUGCUUACUACCAUACGUGCCAGUACAGUUCUCUGCAGCGACUUCAACGGCGUGGGAAGAUGCAUGGAGCACGUCGUGUUGUAAUGUUCUGUUUACUGACAGCCGUUCUUCCUACUGUACUCCUGAUCAUCCCAUUGUAUCUCCGACAUAGUAUUUAUGCAGAUGUUAUCUAUGCAGUUGCGGAAUCAGACGUGCUUGAAAUUCUUGAUGGCAUAUCUACAGUAUUCUGUCAGGGGCAUUCUCUGAAAAUGAAUUCAUCAUUUCACGCUUUCCAACUGGCAGGUAUGCCCGACUUGAGCCCCAAUAGGAAGCACAUCCGCCUGAAGAAGAGCAUGUCGUUGCCAGACGACACAUUGGAAUACUGGGGAUUCUAUCUCCUCAAAGGUUCAACAGUCGUCCUGUCAGUAUGUUCGAGAUAUGAAGGGUCCAGAGUUAUGGUUGUUAAGGGAGAGAAAAAUCUUAAAACGUGUGGUUUGUUGGACCACAAGGAAGGGGCUGUUCACCCUAAUAUGGCAAGUGGUCAGGGGCAGGUACGUGUCACAUUUGAUACUGUAGCUCAGGAAGUACAUUCAAAGCAAGAGGCUAGUCCUCUGAAACGAGUAACACACCUUCCAGCUGAAGAUUUUGAAGGUGAGGAUCAGUCCGGUGAUGCGGUUAAUGCGAGCGAGACGCUGGCAGAAACGGAUAACAUUACGGCGUUAGAACACUAUGCUGAUCAGUUCAUUAGGAGGCAUUCAGCAAUUAGAAAUGAGACAGACUCUGCGAAUAAUAGCAGCUCUUUAGUAAAACAGAACACUCAGCACGUUCGGCAUGCAAGGAAAAAAAUUAAGGGUUUUGAAUCGCACGUAUCAGAUCCUAAAAAGAGCCAUAGUAACAAGAAGGAACAGAGGAGCAGACAAAACAAGCAUUUGGAAGGGUCUCCGAAGCGCGGGAGGAAGGACGAAAGCGAGAGAAUGUCGGGAGCGGCGAUCAGUGAAAAUAGACUUCGUAAGAACGAUGAAGAGGGAGAAAUCCAAGGCAAAACACCUCAGAAAGUGAAGAGAGCUGUGCACUUUGGUGCCACGCAUAUAUUGGACGGCGGUAUUGAACACGGCGGCAACGCUGGGAAUAUGUCCGAAACGGAUGAUACAGAGUCAUCCGUCUCUAGCUUUGAGAACAGUCUUCUUACAUGUUACGACGGACAGAUACUGCUUGCACAGAGCUUUCUUCCAUCACCUACGUGUUCGGACGUACACGCUAUUGAAAAACAUGGUACUAUGGAAACUGUUCAUGAAGUAAUUGCAGAUGGCUACUAUUACUAUAUAUUUUACAGUGAUAAUGAUUACGUACAGAAUGAUAUACACGCAGUGUUUAAUAUUCACAAACCCACGUACCAGUACGCCAAGCAUAGCAGGGCUUGUUUCAAUCAGACAGAGUGCAAUUUCCCUAUAACGUUCUGGUCCGAUGAAAUUGUUAUUGUGGAAGUGCCAACCCGCGAUGGCAUAGAGCACGAAGAAGAUGACAUAACUUAUCUCAUAUCGAGCUGUUAUCCUAGGAUGUCUGUUUAUGUUGUAUUUCCUGUUGCUGUGUUGUUCCUAAUACUAGGAUGUGCAUUUAUGUGAAUACCCGGUCCUUUCAGAGUAGAUUCAUGUGAAAACAUGUACCAAAUUAAUAGUCUUCUCCAGAAAUCAACCGAAUUUUAUAGAAAAUAAAAUUAUACAUUUAAUCAUUAAUAUACGAAAAUUUAAAUUUUCUCAUGCGACCUCACAGCUGGAUUAAAUCGGCAUUUAAAUGCUUCAAACUGCAGAGAUUUGUAAAAUAAAUUGUAGUCUAUUUAUCGCAGUCUUGAACUUGGAAUCUCCAGAUAAAAUGUAGACUGUUGACCAUUUAACAUUGUAAAUAAUAUUUAAUAAUUCAAUCUGUACUGCAAAGUAAACACCAUGCUUUUGCAUUACAAAGAUGAACUGGUUAACUCUGUUUAAGUAAAUAAUCACUGUUUGCACUGACAAUCUUACGAAACACACAAAUAAAAAUGCAGACUUAUUGAUUGUUAAAGCAGCUGUUGCGUAUAAGUACAACUAGGCUUUAAAAGGAUUAAGUUUGAAUCAAUUUUCCCCCAUUCUGAAUUUGCAAAAUAAUCAGACUGGCAAUCAUACCUGUUUUGUUUUGUCCCCCUUUAUCCUUUAUAUUCUUUGAAAUAUUAAAAAAAACAAAAACAGAUGAGGUAGAGUGGCAGAAAAGAGAUUUUGUGUAGUUUGUCCCAAAAACUGAAGUCGUGCAUUGAACUCCAACUCUGAAAACCUAAGGACAAACGACUGGCAGCGUUAGAAAAGAAGCAGCUUUUUUGAACUCACGUUUAUAUUAAAAUUUCGUAUUUUUCUAGUGUGUAUAACUGACCCUUAUACUUCUGCCAGACCAAGAAUCCUCCUAAGCGGGGAGAUCAUGCCCUGAAAUGGGCCGAAGCACCACAGACGAUGAUGUAUUUCUGCCAUUCUUAUUUUUUUAAUGUGUUAUUUUUAAGUCCCUCAUAAAAAUAUCAUAUAUGUGACUGAACCAUCACAUCCAGCUCUGUGCUCCAUUCGUUUGAGGGUUAUGGAACCUUAGCAGUAUGGCGUUAACAGCUUAGUCACAACAAACAAUUUCUUUAGUCAGCUGCAAGGUCUCUCCUGCUUCGUCUUAUUUCUGUUUAUUGUCCUACAUUCAGCGCUACAUUGUUUGUGCGUAAUUAAAUGAAGCAUAAAUAAGUAAACUAUGUUGCUAGUCUUUUUUUACAGAUGUUACAUAUUCAAAAAUUAUGAUUUAAUGAUCAUAAUUAUGUAGUCAGUAACGCUUCAGAAGUUAGUAUGAAAAACAAAUGAGUGCUUCCAGGUGCUAUGAUAUUCAGUUAUGACAGGUGCUCUCAGCAGCACGGUGAUACAGUUGCACGAUCCUUUUACAGCAAAGGUUUGUUUCUUAAAAAGUCGUUACAUUUGAGGAACAGGCUUGCCACAAUUUUCCCAGCUGUGUGUCUCUUCGUAAAUUCCUCUGGUUAUAUAGUAGUAUGUGCUCUCUGUCCUGUGAUGAGCCGGAUAUGAAUUCUUGUUCCUGGCCGACUUUCUUACUUUUGCGUCCAUUCGUUUUCUGGUGUUUCAACAGUAUUCAGAGAGCACGCUACUGGUUGUGGGGCGUGUUCCAUUCAUGUGAAGACCUUUCAUGUUCCUGCAGAUCUGAUUUUGUUCCAGAGCAACCCCGUGAAACAGCCGUGUUCUGUUGUGUACAUUUACAGGCCUUAUUAACGACCAUCGGAAUACAACUUGUCACACUGUGUAAACUUCAUCUGUUUCAUGGUGUCUCACAUGUCUUUAUGAUAUACAUUCAUCUUCAGGGAUGUAUUCAGGGAAAUAUUGUUACUUUUACAGUUGUUACAGAUGUUAAAAUUCUUAAAUUUUUACACUGCUUGAUUCAAGUUGUUGUUGAUUGCACUGUAUUGUACGAUAUAUUUAAACCCAGUAUCAAGCAGACUUCGUACUAUGAUUUAAAGUUCUUCAUAUGCUGUGGUGGUUUGUGUCAUAUUUAUCCUGUGUUUGAGUGAUGCUAAGCUAUUAAGUAGGAUUUUCUAUAUCCAAAUGAUAUGGCACAUUCUUAAGUUGUUUCUUGAUUUAGGUCUUUCGCUGUUUAUGUCUGUGUUAUAUACUGUAAUAUUAAUUUGAUUUCUGAGUACGUUUUGCGUACAUAUAUAUGUAUAUAUAAUUUUUUUCUGUGGUAAAAUAUGGUAGGAUUAAGUUUUACACAUAGAAGAACAUUUGUUAUUUAUCUGUUUCUUGGUGUGUGGGGGGGGAGGGGGUGUAUCUGUAUGUUUGUGUUGAUGUUUCUGUACUAGUCCACAGGCAUUUUCCCAACUAUACCUGUGUUCCAUGUUUAUAAUAGUGCGUAUUGCUCUGCAUGCGCUCAUUAAUACGCCUAUUUCAUUGUAUUCAUUUAUUUUUUAUUCAUCUGUUUUGCUGUAACAAUAAAUGUGGUAUUAUUUUUUUAAUAUCCUUCAGUAUGUCUUUCUGGCUUGUUAUAUUUCAUAAAUGUUUCCUCUUCGUUUACUUAAUCGGCUACUGAAUACGCCGUCAUGUCAAACAUGAGACUUUCUUACUCUUUCAGUUUCAGUCCCACGAAAACAUCAUUCCAUGACUCACCCUCUGAGGCUUAGAAAUGUGAGAAUGAAAUGGGUAGUCUUUUAUGAUAUUAUGCCGGUCAUCUACAUUUAUCAUCUUUAAGUUUAUAGUUUUUACUUUAAGUUUUGACUGAUAAGCUAAUCUUUUAUAUACAACUAACAUACUGUGAAUAUUAAUAUAUGAUCUUUUUGUGCCAUAUUAAUGAAAAUACAUUAUUCGUUGAAGAUAUUUUAUAUAAUGCGCUUUCUUUAAUUAAUUGUUAAACAUUUCUGCUUUUAUAUGUUACCACUGUAAGGGUGCUAAUGAGAUAUUACGUAAGAACUCUGGUGAGGAGACUGGAACGCAUCGGACAGCCAUAUUAACACUUACUAUUUUUAACGUUUUUAAUUUCAAAAUAUAUUUAAUUUUUGUGUUGUUUUCCUGACUGAAGAGUUUUGCCAUAAGAAAUUAUGUUUGUGCUUUAAUGUACAUUGUGUGUGGGAUGAUGUAGGUGACAGUAUGAACACUGUAUCCAUAAACACUUAAUCCUGUAAUUUUAUGAAGUUGUAGAAUGUAGACUCUUAUCAUUUUAAUGCCAUACCAUUAAGUUACUGACAUUCCGUCAUUUCGGGUCAUGUACUGUAUUAAUACAGACAUUGAUUUAUUUUCAGAAAACUGUGACUGCAAUUAAAAUGAAGCUGUUUUUACUUCCAGUUGCUUUACAAAACAGUUUUGAUUCUGUUACGUGAAUUAAAUUAUUUGUAUGGGUGUCAUAUGUGAUCACCAUAUAUUUAACCAUUUCCCUUAUUUCGAGAUAUGUCAGGUUAUUGAUUUUUACAAAAAAGAAAAUUUCCCUUGAGUUAAUUUGGGACAAUAUUGCUUCUUCUGUCCCAUUACUAAACCAAGUUAAUUCUGGUCAUGAAGAAAAUGUGUACAAUAGAUUCCGGUUAAUUGGGCCAUCGGUUAAUCGGGGCAGCCCGUAUAUUUGGGACAAAUCUUAAAGAGAAACCUCUUUAAUUCUUUACGUGGAACUUCGCUUAAUUGGGUCAAAUUAUUUUAGUCCCGAUGUGUCCCAAUUAACUAGAGUCCACUGUAUGUCAGACUAUAGAUGUAAGUAACUGAUGGACUUCUGUACUCUCAUAAGCCAUAUAUGUUUAUGUAUUUUGACACCAGAUUGCACACAAAUAAGGAGGACUCUUAAGCGUCUGUAGCAUGUGUCAUAAGUUUCCAUGCAAGCUGCAGAAUCAUUUGUGUGCCGUGAUUGUAGAGAAGUUAAUUUUUACAAACGAUGGGAAGUGGCCUGUGAUAGCUCUGGAUAAUAAUAAUUACAAUAAAAUAAACAUAAUUUUGCACAGUACGAUUACAUGUAUUUCAUCAGGACACAUAUAAAAUAAUCUCAUCUUCAUGGGCGUAUUCCAAGUGUGAAAUAUUUUUUUUUCUGAUCAAUCAUAGAUACAGAAAAAUAUUAAUGAGGGUAGGGGUUAAUAAUGCCUUAAGCUUCCUUUUAGCUGUUUAAUCAAUUAUUUGCAAAGAAUACAUCAGGCGCUAGAUGGAAGCAGUGUCAUUUCAGUUUGGUAUGUGGAAGGAAGUUUGGAUUUUUAUAUAAAUGUUUAAGGAAUUAUAGUGUUAAUCUGUCUUGUCCUGAGAUGCCAUUUAGUUUUUUAUGAAAAUUUACAUAAGACAAACUUUUCAAGAUUGUACAUAAGAGAACCAGUAAUGAUGCAUGUCUUCCAUGUUGAUGGAUCCUACAGAUAUGUUUUUGUAAGUUCAAUUGUAGUGUUUGCUGCUGUGUGUAUUUUGCAGCAUUCUGAAAGUUGAAUAUUUUAUAUAUAUUACAAGUCCUUGUUCAAAUAAGCAGUACUUUUGUAUAUUUUUAAAGUAAUAAAUAUGCCAUGAU